This is a messenger RNA of Iphiclides podalirius (scarce swallowtail), 4302 nucleotides long. The record is from the annotation of a GenBank genome assembly. Lineage: Eukaryota; Metazoa; Arthropoda; Insecta; Lepidoptera; Papilionidae.
AUGCCCAAAGCGAAUUCAGCCAGAAUUGCUGAUGCACAGCGUCAACGGCAACUUAUUUCCAAGAAGGGUAAAAAUUAUGGGUCUAGCAUCGUUUAUCUCCAAGUACUUGGUUCUGGGGCGAGAGGAGCUCCUAACACGUUAUAUCUUUUUACGGAUCAAAAGCGGUAUCUAUUCAAUUGUGGAGAAUCAACACAACGGCUAGCUCAUGAGCACAAGGUGAAACUAACACGAUUGGAUCACAUCUUUAUUACUAGCAAGACAUGGAGAAAUCUUGGUGGACUGCCCGGCCUCUCACUUACACUCCAAGAUGUUGGUGUACCUAAUAUAACUUUGCAUGGACCCGACGGCUUGGAUGAACUUUACACCGCCACCCGUAGGUUUGUUAUAAUGACAGACAUGAAUGUUACAAUGGCUAAAUGCAGCCCUGGUGAAGAUUUUAUUGAUAAUGUUAUGACAGUCAAAUAUGUGUUACUUCGUCCAGAAAACGUUCUACAACCAGAUCUAAAUCCUAUUAUUAAAAAGCCUAAACUCAGCAAUAAUCCUAAUGAUAAGGUAUUGGCGGAGUUUACGCAUGAUGAUACUGAUUACUACCAUCCUGAUGUAAAAAAUACGACAAAGAAGAAUAACAAUAUCAAAGACAAAGCAAAAGCAUCACCAGAGAAAGAUACUCCAAAGAAAAAGAUAGAAAAGAUCCUGAAUGACUUGCAAGGAAGUUCAAAAUGUACAGUGGCAUACAUUUGCACCCUAAAGAAAAGACUUGGCACUCUGGAUUUGGAGAAGUGCGUAGAGAAGGGUGUCAAGCCAGGCCCCAUGCUUGGCCAAUUGAAGAACGGCCUCGACGUGAUAUUGCCAGACGGGACCGUCGUCAGGUCGAAAGACGUGAAAACCCCAGAUGAUCCGGGACCAGUAUUUAUUGUGUUGGAAGUGCCUGACAUAUCGUAUCUGCAAGAGCACGAGUUCUCAGCGCACUUCGACAACGGCGUCAACCCAAAGGAGAUGGUGCCGAGCGUCGUGGUACACUACACGCCCUCGCACGUGUUGCGUCACCCCACCUAUCGGGCGUUCAUGUCGAUGUUCGGCCCCGCCACGCGCCACCUGGUGCUCAACGAGGGCAACUCGUGCCUCGGCUCGGAGGCGGUGCACCGCUCGCAGCACAGGCUGCACCAGCUGGACGCGCGCGUGUUUCCCCUGCUGCGUGACGUCAGCGUGCCCGCCGUCUGGGACGACCCGCCCGCCGCGCCCGCCGCCCACGAGCGCCUCGACCGGCUCAGGGACAGGAUCGCGUUGGCGCAGUUCGAGAACAUCAUCAGCAUGAAGGAGGGCAACAGGGCCGAGGGCGAUGGAACGGACAACCCUGAGGAUGGAAAGCUGAACAUCAUCACCGGGAGGACCCUCACGAUGUUCCACUUGAGACCGAAAAAGGAUCUAGAUAGAUCGGCGGAACCCAAGCUGCACAUACAGGAGUACAUCCAGGAGUCCAUGGGCGUGGAGGGCUUCGCGAAGAGCCUGCAGCAGUUCCACGAGCUGGCGGCGAAGGUGCGCGCCGAGGGUCGGGGCGCCGGCGCGGAGUACCCCAGGGUGGUGUUCCUCGGCACCGGCUCCUGCAUUCCCAGCAAGACGAGGAACACCAGCGGUAUCGUGCUGCAGAUCGACGAGUCCAGGUCGAUGCUGCUGGACUGUGGAGAAGGCACCUUCGGGCAGCUGGUUCGGUUCUACGGCCCGAAGAGGGUCAACGCCUUCCUGAGGACCCUAAAAGCGGUCUACGUGUCGCACCUGCACGCGGACCACCACAUCGGUCUGAUAGGGGUGCUGCAAGCGCGUCGUCAGGCUUUCGAGGAGGUGGAUUCGCGACAGCCCUACCAGCCGCUGCAUCUCCUCGCGCCCGGCCAGAUCGUCACGUGGCUGUCACUGUACGACCACCAGUUCGAGCGGAUAAGAGACGACUUUGUCCUAGUGCCCAAUCAGACCAUGAUGGAUUCCAAGUGCGACCUGACGGAGUGGGGGCUGCCCGCCGCCACGCUGGCAGAUCUGGGGCUGGCGAGGAUCACCACGUGCCUGGUGGCGCACUGCCCCAACGCGUUCGGCGUCGCCGUCGAGCUGCGAGGCGGACACAAGAUCACCUACUCCGGCGACACCAUACCGUGCGACGAGCUGGCGAGGAUCGGCAAAGACUCCACGCUGCUGAUCCACGAGGCCACUAUGGAGGACGAGCUUGCCGAGGAGGCGCGCGCCAAGAUGCACUCGACCACCUCGCAGGCGAUCGAGGCGGGCCGCCGGAUGGGGGCGCGCUGCACGCUGCUCACGCACUUCAGCCAGCGCUACGCGCGCGUGCCCCGCCUCGGGCCGCGCGCGCUGGUCGGCGUCGGCGUCGCCUUCGACAACAUGCAGACCGACGCUGGUACUGUUUCUCAGACCGACGCCGGUACUGUUUCUAUAACCGACGCCGGUACUGUUUCUCAGACCGACGCUGACCGAUGCAGGGUACUGUUUCUCAGACCGACGCUGGUACUGUUUCUCAGACCGACGCCGGUACUGUUUCUCAGACUGACUGAUGCAGGUACUGUUUCUCAGACCGACGCUGGUACUGUUUCUCAGACCGACGCUGGUACUGUUUCUCAGACUGAUGCAGGUACUGUUUCUCAGACCGACGCUGGUACUGUUUCUCAGACCGACGCCGGUACUGUUUCUCAGACUGAUGCAGGUACUGUUUCUCAGACCGACGCUGGUACUGUUUCUCAGACUGAUGCAGGUACUGUUUCUCAGACCGACGCUGGUACUGUUUCUCAGACCGACGCUGGUACUGUUUCUCAGACUGAUGCAGGUACUGUUUCUCAGACCGACGCUGGUACUGUUUCUCAGACCGACGCUGGUACUGUUUCUCAGACUGAUGCAGGUACUGUUUCUCAGACCGACGCUGGUACUGUUUCUCAGACCGACGCUGGUACUGUUUCUCAGACCGACGUGGUACUGUUUCUCAGACUGAUGCUCUGUUUCUCAGACCGACGCUGGUACUGUUUCUCAGACCGACGCCGGUACUGUUUCUCAGACCGACGCCGGUACUGUUUCUCAGACCGACGCUGGUACUGUUCUCAGACCGACGCUGGUACUGUUUCUCAGACCGACGCUGGUACUGUUUCUCAGACCGACGCCGGUACUGUUUCUCAGACUGAUGCAGGUACUGUUUCUCAGACCGACGCUGGUACUGUUUCUCAGACCGACGCCGGUACUGUUUCUCAGACUGAUGCAGGUACUGUUUCUCAGACCGACGCUGGUACUGUUUCUCAGACCGACGCCGGUACUGUUUCUCAGACUGAAGCUACUGUUUCUCAGACCGACGCUGGUACUGUUUCUCAGACUGAUGCAGGUACUACGCCGGUACUGUUUCUCAGACCGACGCCGGUACUGUUUCUCAGACCGACGCUGGUACUGUUUCUCAGACCGACGCCGGUACUGUUUCUCAGACCGACGCCGGUACUGUUUCUCAGACCGACGCUGGUACUGUUUCUCAGACCGACGCCGGUACUGUUUCUCAGACUGAUGCAGGUACUGUUUCUCAGACCGACGCUGGUACUGUUUCUCAGACCGACGCCGGUACUGAUUCUCAGACCGACGCCGGUACUGUUUCUCAGACCGACGCCGGUACUGUUUCUCAGACUGACGCUGGUACUGUUUCUCAGACCGACGCCGGUACUGUUUCUCACUCUGAUGCAGGUAGUGUUUCUCAGACCGACGCUGGUACUGUUUCUCAGACCGACGCCGGUACUGUUUCUCAGACUGAUGCAGGUACUGUUUCCGAGAUCGAAGCUAUUAUUGACACUAAAACCGACGCUGGUACUGUUUCUCAGACCGAUGCUGAUACUUUGGCAGGUGACUAUGGAAGACCUGCCCCUGCUGCCGCACAUGCACGCGCCCCUCCAGCUAAUGUUCGCCGAGCACUGCGUGGAUCUCGAGCUGAAGGCCGCCAACCGGGCGAAGCGCGCAAACCGGGGCGCCCCUUCGACGGGUACAGUCGGCGGCCCGACCGCCGCGAGCUCUGCACAGACGACGCAACAUCACACAGGUACAGUCGGAAGCGCACACACCGCAACUCUCGACGUGGGCCAACACGGCCUGCCGGAAAGCCCCCCAAUGGAUCCGUCCGAUAAUAAUACAGACCUCGGUAGUAUAACGCCCGCGGACCCACAAGGGCCCGCGACAGACAGCCCUAUGGACUUGAAUCAGUUAGACGUCAAGAUCCAGAACGUCACCCGACGUACUAACGAGCAUUGCAAGAUUGACGCGGAUAGCGACGUUGACCGCAGC